Trichoderma virens Gv29-8 is the source of this 804-nucleotide messenger RNA. RefSeq lists its product as uncharacterized. The record is from RefSeq and is a predicted model, not a curated record. The transcript has a single exon. Bases 1 to 804 code for a protein of 267 amino acids. NCBI's taxonomy places the organism in Eukaryota, Fungi, Ascomycota, Sordariomycetes, Hypocreales, Hypocreaceae.
AUGGGCCGCCCCUUUGAUGCAUAUGAUGGAAUUGCCUGUGCUGAAAUCGGCAUCUACUGCAUCUAUCUAUGUGGCGCCAUCUACCUCUUGCGCAAACACGGUUUUAGGGAGGGUGCUGGUUGGCGUUUUCUUAUCAUGCUCUCACUCGCUCGCCUCAUUGGGGAUUCCAUGCGUCUAGCCACAAUUUCACAGCCAACUAACCGGAGCCUAUACGUCGGCUGGUUAAUUCUUCUUGGUCUUGGCAUUGGUCCCUUAAUUCUCACAUUACACGGAGUUCUUGGGCGCCUUAUUGACUCUAUGAACGCCCAAGGCCGCGCCCCCAUCAAGUCUUUUCACCGACGCCUCCUUGAAAUUCUCAUGCUCGGUGGCAUGGUCUUGGUCAUCAUCGGUGGAACAAAGUCUCAUUACACCCUCAGCCAUGGAAACCCGGUUACUCAAUAUUCUUCUCUGAGCAGCGUGGGAACGGGUAUCAUAGUCGCCGUCAUGGGACUCUUACUCCUGGAAUAUCUAAUUGUCUUUCGAAACCGAGACUGCAUUACCCGUAUUGAGCACCGCGUCUUAAUCGCCGUCAUUAUAUGCAUCCCCUUUGUUUUAGUACGCGUUGCCUACUCUUGCAUUCUUGUCUUUGGGGGCGUUCAUUCAUCACCCUGGCUUCUACUGGGCAUGUCGACUGCUAUGGAAGUAAUUGUAACCUUCAUUUGUGAAUUAUGUGGGUUUAUCCUCCCUUCGGUUACCUUCCUUGAAGGAAGCUCAUCCCAAGACCGGGAGAUGCAACCAAUGGGCAGCUAUGGAAUAUCUAAGUAA